CCUCGGCUUCCUUCGCAAGUUGCUGAAUCAGAGAGAGAGAGAGAGAGAGAGAGAGAGAGAAUAGAGAGAAGAGAUGUCAGGAAUUGGUCCAAUCACUCAAGACUGGGAGCCGGUGGUGAUCCGCAAGAAGGCUCCCAACGCCGCCGCCCGGAAGGACGAGAAAGCCGUCAACGCCGCUCGUCGCUCCGGCGCCGACAUCGAAAGCGUAAAGAAAUCAAAUGCGGGCACGAACAAGGCUGCCUCUAGCAGCACUUCUUUAAACACUAGGAAGCUUGAUGAAGACACAGAGAAUCUUGCUCAUGAUAGGGUACCAACUGAACUGAAGAAAAGCAUCAUGCAAGGUCGUAUGGAUAAGAAACUCACCCAGUCCCAACUUGCGCAGAUUAUCAAUGAGAAGCCCCAAAUCAUACAGGAGUAUGAAUCUGGAAAAGCCAUUCCAAAUCAACAGAUAAUCACCAAACUGGAGAGGGCUCUUGGGGUGAAACUGAGAGGCAAAAAGUAAUAAAUGGACAGAGCAACUGGCAAAGUCAACUAUUGGCAAAUAUUAUGUGUCGUUUUGGGUCUUAUAAAUGGGGUGUGUAUGAACCUUAUUCAGCACUUGUUAUGAACCUUAUUCAGCACUUGUUAUGAACCUUAUUCAGCACUUGUUAUGACUCGUCUGUAAGAAACUAAGUUUGAAUCUUAAUUUCGUUUUUGAGGUGGUUUGAAACUUA
Cornus florida is the source of this 713-nucleotide messenger RNA. Its product is annotated as multiprotein-bridging factor 1b. NCBI's taxonomy places the organism in Eukaryota, Viridiplantae, Streptophyta, Magnoliopsida, Cornales, Cornaceae. The coding region runs from base 74 to 502 and encodes 142 amino acids. The record is from RefSeq and is a predicted model, not a curated record. Gene Ontology annotation, molecular function: DNA binding. The transcript has 4 exons. Gene Ontology annotation, cellular component: nucleus.